Messenger RNA from Drosophila albomicans, 886 nucleotides. RefSeq names its product SREBP regulating gene protein. The transcript has 2 exons. The coding region runs from base 178 to 822 and encodes 214 amino acids. Gene Ontology annotation, biological process: positive regulation of SREBP signaling pathway. The record is from RefSeq and is a predicted model, not a curated record. NCBI's taxonomy places the organism in Eukaryota, Metazoa, Arthropoda, Insecta, Diptera, Drosophilidae.
UGUUUCGCUCAAAACAAUUGCCAAAUAUAUUUGUGUCAAUGCAAAAGCGGCAAUUUGUUGCAAGCGCUGUUGUGGCACAGCAACAAAAAUAACAAACCAUUUGGACUCUGCGAACUGCCUAAGGACGAUGCCGCAUGUCGUCGAUGCCAAUUACAACUGCAUUUGCAUUUGCAUACAAUGUGGCCAGCUGCUUUGACACGAUUGCUGAGACGUCGCUUCAUUUAUCUGCUCCUAGUGCUGCUCGCUCUCGUCUACGUCUUAGGCCAUCUCUUCGAUCGGAAGGGCACAUUUAGUGGCCUGCAUUACGAUGAAUAUAACGUGCAACGAACGCGUCCAUUGCUGUGGCAACAGCAGCUAUUGCUGCCCGAAGAGCAUCUCAAUCGUACCCAUGAUCCCGAACAGCACUGCCGCAACUCGGUGCAGGGCCGCCAACUGCUCGUCGACGAACGUGGCUUUGUCUGUCGACGCUCACAGAUUUUGGCCAACGGCUGCUGCAACCUGGAGCUGCCAGAGAUUAGCUAUUAUAGCUGCCACAGUUGCAAUGCCACCUCACACUGCUGUGGCAUCUACGAGUACUGUGUGUCGUGCUGCCUGCAUCCCAACAAACGCCCGCUCUUGGAACAAGUGCUGCAGGCAUCGAAUACACAGAAAUACAUAUAUGCCAGCGUCGAGGAUCAUUUUGAGCUGUGCCUGGUCAAAUGUCGCACCAACUCACAUUCGGUGGAGCAUGAGAACAAGUAUCGCAACGAGGCGGCCAAAUACUGUUAUGGCACCACCGAAGCGCACGAGUCGCAACGCGAUGUGGCACCCAAAGCUGGCUAGGAUUUCUUCCAGCUAACUAAGCUGGUGGCCCAAAACGUGCAAUCUCCCAAAUGAAAAAAAGAAA